Molecule: messenger RNA, 777 nt
Organism: Cuscuta campestris
Lineage: Eukaryota; Viridiplantae; Streptophyta; Magnoliopsida; Solanales; Convolvulaceae
Source: the annotation of a GenBank genome assembly
AGAAUUCAAUUAAGAUAUUACACACUUAAUCAAAUAUCUAGAACCUAAAACUCACACUUAAGAUAACCACUCUUAAGAUAUAGAAUUAGGAAUUUGGCUAAAAUAGCAUCACACUAUUUUAAUAAUACUCAAAGAGUAAAGGGUUUUCAAUAUAUUCAAAGAUUGUUUACAAUGGCCAUAGGGCCUGAGUUUAUAUAGGUACAUAAAGGAGACUCUAAGAUAUUUACCAGUGUAUACUUCGCAGCGUACGUUUCCUUCGUUGACCUGCAGGUUUACCGAUGGAUGACCACCAGCUUAUCCCAGAGAUAACUCCACAAUCAAGAGCAUGGACAUGCAAAGUGACAAUUAUUGAGAAACUCAAUACUCGGGACUCAUUUCAAACCCCAGGGAAAAAAUAUAAGGCUCUGAUCAUGCAAGACACAGCGGGAAACAAAGUCAAAGGCAUGACAUAUAAUGAAGACAUCCUCGUCAUCGACGAACGCCUUCAACUGCAUGAAACUUACCUCAUCUCAAACGCUAAAGUUUCCCCAAUCACCAACAGUUUUGGUUUCCCCGACGACAACUAUAGAUAUCUACAGGUGGACAAUGAUCCAAGACUCUGAUCCGGACCAAAAAAUCAUUGUCCAGACUGCACUUCCAAUGAACAUAGAUCCAUUCUCUACAUUCUACAAUGCUAUGCAAAACAAGAAAAAGAUCACUACACUCGCAGUCAUAAUCUCCAAAUCUUCUCGAGAGUUUGUUAUUACAGGACAAGGCAAACAAAGAGCAAAUGACUUC